Molecule: messenger RNA, 4675 nt
Organism: Neogale vison (American mink)
Lineage: Eukaryota; Metazoa; Chordata; Mammalia; Carnivora; Mustelidae
Gene: ZNF7
Product: zinc finger protein 7
Exons: 4
Coding region: 506-2599 (697 amino acids)
Biological process (GO): negative regulation of transcription by RNA polymerase II
Molecular function (GO): RNA polymerase II cis-regulatory region sequence-specific DNA binding; DNA-binding transcription repressor activity, RNA polymerase II-specific
Source: RefSeq, a predicted model, not a curated record
UCAGACCUGGGGGAGUAGCCGGUUCGUGCGCGCGGCGGGUUCCGUCCCGCCCCGCUGCUUCCCGCGGUGCGUGGUUCCGGCCGCGCCGCCGCCUCCCCGCUGCUCUGGCGCCCCCGCACCUCCCUCCCCGCGGUCCGGUGAGCGCCUCCGGGACCGGAUGCAUCAGCGUAAACCCGAGCUUCCCAGUUGAGAGGCGUCGGACUCUCUCCCCCUGAGGCGCGGACGCGGAAGUUUCCCUCCUCGGACCGCUUCUCCCGCCCCGCGCUCGGCUGCGUCCCCGCGGGUCUAGUCGGGACCUGGCGGAGGCGACACCCCCCGCGCCGGCCGCCCUCACACACGCGCGAAGAGGAAGGGGGCUUCCGGGGGCAGAUGCUCUCGAGCCGGGGCCACUUGGGCUCCACCUGUGUCCCUGCUGAGCACAGCACCCGUAUUCAGGGAUAGGGGUCCUCCGGCACCCUGACCUCUGACCUUUCAUCACCGCCAGCAGGUUCCUCGGCCUGGACGCAUGGAUGCCCACUCACCGAGCCUCAUGGGUUCCCUGGGGUGCUGCUGUAUGUCUUUUCAGGAGGCUGUGACGUUCGGUGAUGUGGCCGUACACUUCUCGAGGGAGGAGUGGCAGUGUCUGGACCCUGGCCAGAGGGCCCUCUACAAGGAGGUGAUGCUGGAGAACCACAGCAGUGUGGCUGGACUAGGAUUCCUGGUCUUCAAGCCUGAGCUGAUCUCCCGGCUGGAGCAGGGGCAGGAGCCAUGGGUCCUUGACCUGAAGGGAGUCGAGGGGAGAGAGGGGGCAAGAACCUUCCUUACAGAUUCUGCGGUGGGGAUUGUGAGCGAGCAGGCCUGUGAGGACGUGGAUGUUCUAAAGUCAGAGCCCUGUGUGGCGACGGUCAGAAGCCCCUCACAGGGUUUUCCCCAGACUUCUAGCUCGAGAGACCCCUGUGAUUCUGAGGUCUGGUCGGGGACUAAGCCAGGCGCCCUCCUCCAGAAAAAGUGCUUGAACUCCGGGACCGUGGCUACCAGGAAGACCUUCGCCAAGGAGGGUGCCCAGGGUUGUGGCCAGCUGGAGAGCAGUGGCGGCCUGGGUGGCCAGCCCGGCCGAAGUCCAGGAGGUGCUGCUGAUGGGGCGUCCCGAGGAUGUGACGCGUGCGGCACAGGGUUUAGAUCAGACAUUGUUCUGCAUCAAGGAAUGAAUACACAGAAAAAACCUAGUAGAUGUCCAGAGGGCAAAAAAAGUCUACCCGAGUGUUUACAGGGGAGAAAUGGAAGCAACUGCCACAGAGAGAAGCCCUACGAGUGCGAGGCGUGCGGGAAGGUCUUCCGGUUGUGCUCGCAGCUGAACCAGCAUCAGAGAAUCCACACUGGAGAAAAGCCAUUCAAGUGCAUCGAGUGUGGAAAGGCCUUUCGUCUGAGCUCAAAACUUAUUCAGCAUCAAAGGAUUCAUACCGGAGAGAGGCCCUACAGGUGUGAGGAGUGCGGCAAGGCCUUCGGGCAGAGCUCCAGCCUCAUCCACCACCAGAGGGUGCACACAGGGGAGAGGCCCUACGGCUGCCGGGAGUGUGGGAAGGCCUUCAGCCAGCAGUCCCAGCUGGUCCGACACCAGAGGACCCACACCGGGGAGAGGCCCUACCAGUGCCAGGAGUGUGGGAAGGCCUUCAGCCAGAGCUCAACGCUGGCCCAGCACCAGCGGAUGCACGCUGGGGACAGACCCCAGCCUCCACGGAGCCCAGAUGGUCCCGGCCUCAUUGCGCGUCAGAGAACCCAUCCUGCGGAGAAGCCGUUCAAGUGUGGCGAGUGUGGGAAGGCCUUCAGGUGGGUGUCCCGCCUUAGUCAGCACCAGCUGACCCACACCGGAGAGAAACCUUACAAAUGCAACAAGUGUGCAAAAGCCUUUGGUUGCAGCUCACGACUUAUUCGCCACCAGAGAACUCACACUGGAGAAAAACCAUUUAAGUGUGAGGAGUGUGGGAAAGGCUUUGUCCAGGGCUCACACCUAAUUCAGCACCAGCGAAUUCACACUGGAGAGAAGCCCUAUGAGUGUAGUGACUGCGGAAAAGCCUUCAGCCAGAGCUCGAGCCUCAUUUACCACCAGAGAAUCCAUAAGGGAGAGAAGCCCUACGAGUGCCUGGAAUGUGGAAAAGCUUUCAGCAUGAGCACACAGCUCACGAUCCAUCAGAGGGUCCACACUGGGGAGAGACCCUACAAGUGUACUGAAUGCGGGAAAGCCUUCAGUCAGAACUCCACCCUUUUCCAGCACCAGAUCAUCCACGCAGGGGUGAAGCCCUACGGCUGCAGCGAGUGUGGGAAGGCCUUCAGCCGGAGCUCCUAUCUUAUCGAGCACCAGAGGAUCCACACGCGGGCCCAGUGGUACCAUGAGUAUGGGAGUACCUUGGAGGCUUCCGCCCACGUGAGCCGCAGAAAAGUCAAUACUGUCAAGAAACUGCAUAAGUGCAACGAAUGUGAGAAAAUAUUCAGGUGGCGCUCCCAUCUCAUCAUACAUCAGAGAAUUCACACCGGAGAGAAACCUUACAAAUGUAACGAUUGUGGCAAAGCUUUCAAUCGGAGCUCGAGGCUUACUCAGCAUCAGAAAAUUCACAUGGGGUAGACCUUACCUUUAUAAAUGUGUGUAAGCGUGAAUAAACCUACAGCCUUAACUUGACGUAUUUUAUAUGGGAUCCUUUAUACUAAGAAUUUAGGAUGUGGGGAGAGAGUCCAAAUUCCUAUAAAGUGGAUGUUCCUUUGCUGGAAUGUGUGACCUUAGCCCGCUCAGCAAAGCCUGUGUCCCUUGAGUCAGGGUGCACAUGUGUAGCGUUUUGAGUUCACGGAGGGAAGACCCUCGGUCCUAUGGAUGAGGAGGAUCAUGGGAAAAGGCCUGUGUGUCGCCGCACAGCUUAGAAGUUACCCAAAGUGUUUCCCCUGAGCACUGGCCCCUCAGACUGCCUUCAGCAAUCAGGAUGUGUCCGUUUGUGCUCAUGGAAGCCCGGAGCAAGGGGGCCUAGGACUCCCUUCUCUUGCCUUCUUCACCUGACUCCUUCCGGGGGAUAUGCCAGAGGGCCCCGGGGACCUGGCUCUGCAGAUAGGAGCUCGGAUCGGCGCGGGACUCCGGGAACCAAGCCCAGGUUGUGAUUGUGGGGCCUAUUCUGCGACUCUGGGAUGUCACUGUCCUUGAAAUCCAGAGUCUCCCUGCCCGCCAGCAUCUUUGCAGGCUGAUCGGAAGAACUGAACUGAGAGAGCUCUCCCCCCGAGCCAGCUCGGAGACCCCCGAGCCAGCGUCUCCAGCCAAGCCCAGUGCAGACCUGGCCUCAGUAGGAAGAGCUCAUGGGAGCCCAGCGGGUGCCCUCCAGAGGCCAGGGUGUGACCCUUCCUGCUGCUUCCCAGACUUCCUCAGACUUGGUCCUGCCGUAGGAACUGCCAGAACUGGGAGGGGCCGCAAGCGGACAGUGGGCCUGGUGCCUUUUCGCAGAGGCUGGUGGAGAUGGAGACCGACCGCUCCGAGCAGCGGGAGACUGCGGACGGUAUGGAUCGUGGCCCUGCCCUGGGGCCCUGGAGCCACCAACUGUGACAGCAUUUGAGGGGACCAGAGGUUUUACUCAGGCUGGCUACUACCUGCUGCCACUCACGCGGGACCUGUCGGUCAUUGGUGUCACUGCCGGUUACCCCUUAGACAAAAUGUGGGCCAAAGGGCCCUCCUCCCUGUCCCGGUGGAGAGGCCCGUGUCUCCCACAUACAGUUUGGGAUGGUCCAUGUGGGUUUCUGUUCUAGCCCACGGACCAGGAUCUCAGCCCGGUCACCAGCCACCAGCUAACUGCUGGUUAGCCAAGCACAAAGUCCGGGUGCCGUCCGGCUGCAGUACUAGUUCUUGGGGUGAAGACUGUGCCCCAGACUGUACCUGCACCUUUGGAGGUGUCCCCUCUCCAGGUGCCAGGGCACGAUGAAACCGCUGUGCCCGUUUCGGUAGCUGUAACUGCCUCUGCAGCUGUCCCUGCUCCACCCAGAACUUGGGUCCGGACAGGCCAGUGCGAGAGGACCAGGGACUGUGGGCCCCCAUGGCUUAGGAAGGCAGGUUGGCCACCGACUGUGCCGUCCCCCGACAGGAGUCCUCUCUCGGCCACUUCCUGGGCAGUGAUCGGACAGAGGGGUGAGAGGUUCCAAAUUCCAACCUGGGCACGAUGCUGUCUUCGACCAGCAGCUCCAGGCCAGCCAGAAAGGGCCAGAAGCUUCCACGUAAAUCACCCAGGCCCCUGGAUUUUCUCUUCGGAUCGACCUGGUCCUAGAUCAGGGCCCGGAACAUGGAGGCUGUUAGACUGGGUCGCUCUCGUUCCUUGGGAGCUCCACAGGCUGACCCAAAUCUAGGCCGGAGUCGGUUCCUGUAAGUGCACUCAUCUGGGAAGAUGAAAUUGAAGAACCGCCCGUCACAGCCAUGAGCAGUCUUCCUGAGGCUCUCCCCGUCUCCUGCCCGCACGGCCCUCAUUGUUAGGUGGGCACUGCCUGGUUCCAGCCCACGCGUGUGCAGAUAAACUCUUGAACACUUUGAUGUACCUCACUUUACCUCUUUAAAGGCUUAAAAGCUAAGAAGGGUUUUUACAUUUUUAAGUGGGGGAAAAAAAGACUAUUUUGUGACAUUUCAAAGUUCUGUUGAAAUGAGAUUUCAGUGUGACCAAAUAAAGUCUAUUGGAACAGA